Penicillium brevicompactum is the source of this 687-nucleotide messenger RNA. RefSeq lists its product as uncharacterized. The record is from RefSeq and is a predicted model, not a curated record. The transcript has a single exon. The coding region runs from base 1 to 687 and encodes 228 amino acids. Lineage: Eukaryota; Fungi; Ascomycota; Eurotiomycetes; Eurotiales; Aspergillaceae.
AUGGAAGGACCAACAGACAAACUACAUGAUCUGCAUUUGAACACAGCUUACAUAUCCCACCUAGAGCUUUGGAAGACUUUCUGGGUCGAUUAUCACAACGAAUACCCAGUCGAGAACAUGACACCGGGGGAGCAGUAUACGGUGACAUGCCGUGACUUCAAAAGAGGUCUGCGAGCGCAAAUCUCAUUCCUCCGGGCUGCGGAACUUGACCGCAGCCAAGAUGUUCUCUACUUGACUAAUAUGCAGAGCUUGCUGGGAGUGAUCGUGACUGUUGCAAAGCGGAUGAACAGAGAGGAUUCCGACCAUGAAGCUGUGAUCAACAGAGGCGUCGACCACUGGGACAAAGAUUUCGAGCGCUUAUGCGACGAGAGGAUCCUGAAGCCCUUGAAAAUAGCUUUUAUGAUCCUUUUGAAUGACAGUAACCGGGCCUUGCCAUGCGCGGAAGUAGACUUUCAGGUUGCGGGCAUCCUUCAGAGGGUUUUGAAAGUUGCUGAUAUUUUACUCUCCAACGAUGAGCUUCCUGCAGACUUUGGGCACAUUCAUUCUGGAUUUCCUCCUGAUCAUGGGCGUUUUUCGGAGGUGCUACCCUCUGACUACGACACGGUUGAGGAGACUGGUUCUGAGGGGGUUCACAGUCGCCACGAACCCGAGACUUGUGCUUUAUCUCUUCAUUUGGAAGAUAGGUAG